Molecule: messenger RNA, 1170 nt
Organism: Phyllotreta striolata
Lineage: Eukaryota; Metazoa; Arthropoda; Insecta; Coleoptera; Chrysomelidae
Source: the annotation of a GenBank genome assembly
AAAAUAAAAAAAAAAUAAAAACAAUAGCCGUACGACGAGAAAUUCGAAUUACACGAUUCGAUAAGAAAAAUUGCAUCACAGUUAUCGAUAAGACCCGCUUUUUCGCGAAUCGCCUCAGUAUCGAUUUCGCUUCGAUAACGUAGAAAAAAUUUCCGGAAUUUUCAACCCGGAAAAUGUCCAAUGGAACUGCCACCGACGAUAAACUGGACAACGAAAACGAAUCCAACGAAGAGAGGGCCGUGAUGGAACUGAGAAAACUAAUGCAAGACGACCAAAUAUUGAAAAAUUUGAAAGUAGAUAACCGAUAUUUGAGCAGAUUUUUGAAUUGCGCCGAUUACGAUGCCAAAACCGCCCUGGAUAGGGUCCAUAAUUUUUACGACACUUUAACCACUCACCCAAAUUGGUUCACAAAACUCAGACCAACCGAUAAAAAGGCCAUAAUAGAAAAAGACAUCCGCAUACUGAUCGACCGCACCGACAAAGAAGGAAGACCCAUAUACAUCAUAAAAUUAGGCAACAUGGACCCGUCCGUGAUGGAUUUGAUCGAAGACGUGGUGGCCGUGGACGAUUUCUUCGUGGAGGCCUUGUUCCUAUCGGACGGCAGCAUCGACAAAGGCCUCUGCGUGAUCGUGGACAUCUCGAAUUUCUCGCUGAAGCUGAUGAAAUGGCUGACGCCGGGCAACAUCAAAAUCGCCGUGAAACGGAUACUGAGCAUGCCGAUCAAGGAGUUCCACUAUCACGUCGUCAACAGCUCGCUGUUGAUCAACGUGGCCAUUAAAAUCGUGUGGCCUUUUCUGCCGCAGCAAAUCAAAGAGGCGGUCAAGUUCCAUUUCAGCGAUUUCGAAUCGUUGUAUCGGUACGUGGAUAAGGAGUCGUUGCCGAAGGAGUACGGGGGCGAUUUGGAGGUGGAUUAUGACAGACAGAGGGCGCUGGUGUACGAGAAAAAUAGCGAGAUUUACGAGAAUUUCAGAGCGAAUCGGAUGGUGUUUUUGGAUUCGGUACAAACGGUUUGUUUACCAUCAGAAGAUUGAUCGAUUUCGCACGGUAUUUUUUUUGUAUAUAUACUACACACGAGGUGUUUAGGGUGGUUGAUGUUGAUAUAAAAUAAAUAACCGUUAUUCUCCAAUAUAAAUAAUUCUUUAAUAAAACAAUAAAAAAUCAUCUAAUCAA